CCUUUUUGUUUUCUUCCAGCGCUCUGGGUGGAUAUGUUCUCCGUACCGUGCGGUUCUUACUCUGCUCCAUGGACCAGACUCUUUCAUGCUCGUGCCCCUUCGUAUGCUCUCAUCUUGAUCUUAUAAUUGCGCUCGCUUCGGACUAUGGUUAGUAUGUACUCGACAAGUAAAGCCUGUCGGUUCAGGACAUGAAGUUCGCAAAGGAACUCGAGGACGAAGCCGUCCCAGAAUGGAGGGUCAAAUACCUUAAUUACAAGCAAGGGAAAAAGAAAAUCAAAGCCAUCUCCAAAGCCCUCCGCAAUCUCAAUCGAACGCCGACCACCCCUGCUCGUCCUGUGCUCGUUCCAGAAAACUCCUCUGACAGGAUCCCUUUCACCCAUUAUGACUUUAAUCCGCCACGGCCUACCACGUCCAAAUCUUCACAGUCGCUACCCGAGAUCGAAGAGGUUGCACCGGAGGAUGAAAGAGUCCAAGCGCAGAGACCACCUCUUGAGCACAAUGAGAGUAGAACUUGGUUUGCUCAGUCACCGCCAAUUCUCAUCCCGGGCGCAAGCAGUCAAGACGGUCCGACACCGGAAAGAACACCAUUACACGAUGUACAGGCAUAUCCAAGCAGACGGCAGAUGAACUAUGGGAGCUUUGUUGGUACGCCCCCUUCAGAGGAGACUCCUGGACAGUUUACGGCGCUGGAACUUCCUGAUCCUGCAAUAAGUCCUGUCGCUCUAGCCCGGCAACGACCGGAACCAGAAGCGCUACGAAGCCAAUCAACUACAAGAUUACCAGAGCCUGCUCAGGUGCCUCAAGGUCCGGAUCCUUACCAUGUCGGUGAAACAACUCAGCAACCCAAACGAAGUCUAAGAGGCAGCCUCGCCAGGACCAUGUUUCGGAGACAUCAUACAGAGAAGAGCAUGAAAAGCCAAUCCCUAUCCCUUCCACCAGUUCACACAUUUCCGCGAUCACGGUUAAGACGAUUAUUCUCGGCGCAGCUUCUCGAUCAACCUACGGUCAACGAUGUGCAGUUGGAAGCUUAUAGAGAACUUGACGCGAGACAAGCCGAGUUCUUCUUCUUCUUGGACAGUGAAUUAGACAAGAUAGAAAGCUUCUACAGAAUGAAAGAAGAGGAGGCUUCUGCUCGCCUGCAAGUGUUGCGAAAGCAAUUGCACGAAAUGAGAGAUCGGAGACUAGCCGAAAUCUUGAAGCAACAGAAGAAAGAAUCGACUGCUCAUCAGCAGAACAUUGCCGAUCAGUCGUCUGCGAAUGGCCACAAUCCGAAAGAAAAUGGCCAGUCGAACGGAGGAGGACCGAAUUUCCUGAAGAAGCCCAUCGAAGAUGCUUUAGGACGUCGCCAUACCAUUGGCAAGACAAGUCAGGCCAUGCAACAGCUAAGUUCGCCUCCAGGUCCUAAAGCUCAGAAACGCAUCGAGGAUGCGAAGCAAGACUAUGUGAGGCGUAAACCGCAGGACGACGUACCCUACAGGUUUGCAAAGAGACGGCUCAAGCUGGCUUUGCAAGAAUUUUACCGCGGACUUGAACUGUUGAAGUCUUAUGCUAUCUUGAACAGGACUGGAUUUCGCAAGAUCAACAAGAAGUACGACAAGGCAGUCCAAGCCCGGCCACCGCUUCGAUAUAUGGCAGAGAAAGUAAACAGUGCUUACUUUGUGCAAAGCGAUGUCAUCGAUAACCACAUAAUGGCUGUUGAGGACUUGUAUUCUCGAUACUUCGAACGUGGCAACCAUAAAAUCGCAGUUCGGAAAUUACGGUCCAAACUAAGUGCAGGAGACCAGUCUGGCACCACAUUCCGCAAUGGCCUCUAUGUCGCAGCCGGCGUCUGUUUCGGUGUCACCGGCCUCGUCAACGCCUCUCAUCGACUUUACGGUCCAGAUCCUGUCGUCCGUACAGAGACGUCCUAUCUUUUGCAAAUCUAUGCUGGAUACUUUCUUGCUCUUUUAUUGUUCUUGUUAUUCUGCUUGGACUGCCGGAUCUGGACACGAUCACAUAUCAACUACGUCUUCGUAUUCGAGUACGACACCCGACACGUCCUUGAUUGGCGGCAAUUGGCAGAAUUACCGUGCUUCUUUCUCUUCCUCAACGGUGUGUUUCUCUACCUCAACUUUCAAGUUAGCUCCAGCGAGUCAUUCUUCCUUUACUGGCCGGUCGUAUUGGUCUCGAUCACUUUACUCAUAAUGGCUCUGCCGUUCAAAGUCCUGUACUAUGAGGCACGACGCUGGUGGGGAUACUCGAACUUCCGCCUCCUCCUGGCGGGUUUGUACCCGGUCGAAUUCCGAGACUUCUAUCUCGGCGACAUGUAUUGCUCCGAGACCUACGCCAUGGGCCAGAUCGAAGCCUUCUUCUGCCUGUACGCCAACGACUGGAACAAUCCUCCACAAUGCAAUUCCAGCCAUUCCCGGCUAUUGGGCUUCUUCACCGCCUUGCCUGCCGUCUGGCGCGCGCUACAGUGUCUGCGCCGAUACUACGAUUCACGAAACUGGUUCCCCCACCUCGCCAACUUCGCCAAAUACUGCUGCAACAUCCUAUAUUAUAUGACGCUGUCGAUGUACCGGAUUGAGUUGAGCAAUCGUAUGCGAGCAGUGUUUAUCACCUUCGCCGCGAUCAACGGCGUCUAUUGCGCUUUCUGGGACGUGUAUCUCGAUUUCAGUCUUGGUAAUUUCUGGUCGAAGCACCCCUUCCUUCGCGACCAGCUGGCCUACAAGAAGGUGUGGGUAUACUACUUGGCCAUUGUGGCGGAUGUGGUGCUCCGGCAGCAGUGGAUUUUCUAUGCGAUCUUCAUAUCGGACGUACAGCACUCUGCGAUUAUGUCGUUUUUCGUGAGUCUGGCGGAAGUCCUGCGCAGGGGCUUGUGGAGUCUGUUCCGCGUCGAAAACGAGCAUUGUAAUAAUGUCGGCAAGUUCCGCGCCUCAAGAGAUAUCCCGCUACCCUAUGAGAUCGCCGAGUCACCUGAGGUGACGAGCAAGGCUGCCUCACCCGAGGAGCAGAGACGGACGCCUGCUACACCUGCUGCAGCGGAAGGUUGGACCGAGGGAUAUCUGGCGACUGGAGCGGAUCUGGAGCGCCAGGCCACGCGCGACUCGUCGCUGAGGCAGCGCAAACCGAGAACGCCCGGUGGAGGAACGCCGCUCACGCCGGGGAUGCAGGCUUUACGACGGGUCGGCACGGUGAUUGCGUCGGCGCAUGCGCAAGAUUUUGAGAAGAGGCGGAGGCCCGAGGUCGAAGGGCAGGCCGAGGAUGGCUCGUCAUUUCCGGACCAGGCUCAAGAUACUGAUGAUGAGGAUGAUGAGGACGAAGAUGAUGGAGGGGAGGAUGAAGUUGCGGAGUUGAGAAGACAGCAGGCUGAGGAUGAGGAUCAGGGUCAUACGGACUUGCGGCAGGCGCAUCGGUUGACUGAUAAGGCCAGGGGCAAAGGGCGGUAGGCGUGUCUAUCAGCGUAACAAGACAUAGAAGACAGGGAAAAGUGCCUGCUCCAGUUUCGAGAGGACGAUUGGUGGUCUGAUCGCCGCUUCGGGUUUGAAAAGUGAGCGAGAAAUAUAUACCUAGAGUCUUUGUGGGAUUGAUGAUUGAUGAAUGAAUGAGCGUAUAUAUGCCUGAACUGCGUUUACAGUUACAGUUUAGGUACCUACCUGUAUGUAAGGGACAUAAUGGGCUUGACCUGUGGCCACCAUAAUGGGAAUUUACUUUGGAA
Messenger RNA from Exophiala xenobiotica, 3697 nucleotides. RefSeq lists its product as uncharacterized. The transcript is spliced from 3 exons. Gene Ontology annotation, biological process: cellular response to phosphate starvation; phosphate ion transport. NCBI's taxonomy places the organism in Eukaryota, Fungi, Ascomycota, Eurotiomycetes, Chaetothyriales, Herpotrichiellaceae. The record is from RefSeq and is a predicted model, not a curated record. Gene Ontology annotation, molecular function: inositol hexakisphosphate binding. Gene Ontology annotation, cellular component: cytoplasm; plasma membrane; Golgi apparatus. The coding region runs from base 189 to 3428 and encodes 1079 amino acids.